CUUUUUUUAUAAAUAUUGAACAUGUUAAAUUGUUAAAAGAAAUAUGACAAUAAACAGCUGAUAAUUAAUGUAAACAAAAUAAAAUGGAACCAACAUCACCAUGGAAGACGCCAAACCAAGUAAUGCAACUUCACAAGCUGAAACGAAAGAAAAAAGCUUUACAGGAGCGAAUGAAACAACCUUUAAGACCACCGAGUGAAGAAACUACUGCUCCAAAUACGACAAAUUUAGAUUUUUCAAGAAUUAUCAAUGGUGACAAAAGAAAAAAUCCUUUUUCAAAAUGCAGUGCGGAAUCAAAUAAGAAACAAAAAUUGGAAUCAGGGAGACAAUUAGAAGAAUCAAGUGACAAUACUUUGUUUGCUCUUCUUAAGUUACCAACAAAUGUAGCAGAUAAGCCACCAGCAAAAGUUGACACAGAGAAACUUUCUACAUUCUCCAAUCUCUUACAAAAAUACACAGCUGAUCACACUGUAGAAACAAAAAUAGUUGAAGAGAAGCACAAUCAUUUACCAAUAGACUGGGCUCUGAAAACAAAGUUAAGGUUGAUGUCUGCAAAGCCAUUUGCAUGGACUGCAAAGUUGAAAGCAAGUGAAGAAGCUUCCGGAAUCACUGGUUUUGUCCGUUGCUUGGACACAUCAUCAUUGACACUGGACACAUCACCGCGGGCACGGUUCCACCAGUGCUGUCUCUACUGGCAGCAUCCGCAGCUGCCAUGGCUGCAACUAUUCCCCCGCGCCGCCCGUCACGCCGCAGCCCCCGCACUCUCCCUCAGCACCGCGCAACGGGAGGCGCUGCACAGGGAGUGGACAGAGAGUUUUCGUUCUUUAUUCCAGUUGGUGCGUGCCCUACACUGCCCAUACUUCUACUUGUGCGCGAACACAUUCACGUGCUUGUUCCGGGCGGCGGGCGUGUGCGGUGUGUCGGAGCCCUGCGCCCUCAUCGCGCCCACCACGCGCGGCUUCCGCCAGACCUUGCGGCAGGAGGAUGUAGAGUUCACGAUGCCGCUGCGUCCUGACAACAAGAAAAGACUGAACACAUCGGAAGAGGAACGUCCAAAGAACUCGUCGGCCGACAGCUGCUACGACACGAUGGAGGCCCGGCCGGCGCAACACGAUCAGCUGGCCAGCUCGGGUGAUGAAGAGGACCCUGACCAGUUCCUGUCGCAGUUGGGCUUGGAAACUGAGGAUCUUAGAAGGAUAAACAGUGCUCAAGCGCGUAUGACUCAAUCAGCUGAGAGUAGUGUGGACAGCGCGGCGGAGUCGCUGGUGUUGGUGCGGGGUGCGGAUGCGCAGGCGCUGUUCAACUUCCUGCUCAACUGCCGCUCGCUGGCCAGCGACACGGGCGCGCUCGCCGGCGUCCCCCCCACACUGCUCGCGCCCACCGCAUUCCACGGGGGGGCGCUGCAAUCGCUCAAGUUUCGUGAGAACACAGUGCACGUGGAGAGCAAGAAGUACUACUCUAUAGAGCUGCGCGGGCCGAUCUUGCCGAGCGCGGUGCCGGCGCUGUGCGGUGCGCUGCGGGCCAGCGCCGCCGCCAGCUACAGCGCAACCUUCGCACACCUCGCGCCCACGCUCGCCUUCUCCUGGGCGGCCAGCGCCAUCGCACAAGAAGAAACAUCGAAGGAUAAUGAACCGAAUCAUUUCACGAAAGCUUUCAACAAAGAGAACUUAUCAGAUUGUGGCAUAAACAAAGACAUGCUCCAACUGUUUUGUUCCUCGGACCCCAGUUUAGUGAAGUCAAUCGACAGUGUCAAGUAUAACGCAGAAGACGAAACAUAUUCAUGGUGAUUGUAAGCGUGAGUUUUCACUGACGAAACACAGAGAGUUGAUGUUGUUUAUGUUUCGGCAGUGGAAACUCACAG
This is a messenger RNA of Papilio machaon (common yellow swallowtail), 1861 nucleotides long. RefSeq names its product protein downstream neighbor of son homolog (gene hd). The record is from RefSeq and is a predicted model, not a curated record. Lineage: Eukaryota; Metazoa; Arthropoda; Insecta; Lepidoptera; Papilionidae. Gene Ontology annotation, cellular component: nucleus. The coding region runs from base 84 to 1787 and encodes 567 amino acids. Gene Ontology annotation, biological process: nuclear DNA replication. The transcript has 10 exons.